CUCCCCUUCGGCCUCCUAUAUAGUAUAUUUAGAGAAGAGUUACUAAUAUUAAAAAAGACGUUUAAAGACCUCCUUAAUAAAGGAUAUAUUUGCAUAAGUAAUUUAAAGGCUGGAGCUCUAAUACUAUUUAUAUACAAGUUAGGAGGCGGGCUUUAUUUCUAUUAUAAUUAUAGAACGUUAAACGCUAUUAUCCGUAUAGACUGCUACUUUCUCCUUUUAAUCCACAAAACUUUUAAAGUUUUAAAAGGAGCGAGAUAG
Messenger RNA from Neurospora tetrasperma FGSC 2508, 258 nucleotides. RefSeq lists its product as uncharacterized. Lineage: Eukaryota; Fungi; Ascomycota; Sordariomycetes; Sordariales; Sordariaceae. The transcript has a single exon. The annotation marks the transcript as partial. The record is from RefSeq and is a predicted model, not a curated record.